CAAAUGUCACUGUCAUAAGCUGGCCCGGGAUUUUGCGCCAAAACGUAAAAUCUUGUUGUUUUGUUGAAUUGAAAGAAUGAUUUUUCUGUAAAAUAUCACAAAAUGUCAAAACGUAACAGUGUAGGUGCUUCAAACACCCUAUUCAACUAUUUCUCUAAAACACCGCCUACGAAUAAAAAGGUAAAAUCAGAGGUUGAGGUUGAUAAAAGUCCGAAGGUAAACUCUUCGGUUCAAAACGGCGACAAAGAAAAGGUUGAAAAGAAAAAGCGUGAAAGACAAGCUACACCAUCCCCUGAGGUUAAAAGAAAUAGCGACAGUGAAGAUGAAGUGCCCGUUGCUUCCAAACGCAGGAAGAGAAUCCGGCUCAACCCGGUGGACUCUGAUGAUUCCGAUGUCGAGAACCAAGCAGAUAACAAAAUGGAUACAUCUGAAGUUGAGAAGCCAUCUAUGGAGAAGAAACUGCAGGAUAGCUUCAAAUAUGAACCAAACCAGUCACCUAAGGCUAAAAAGCCAAGCAAACCAGCCACCAAAUCUUCAACUAGUGAUAAACCUACAACGUCACCCCCAAAACCAGUAGAAGAAAAACCCGUAUCAGCUGAUGAGGACAACUGGACUCAUUGUAAGUUGGAGUGGUUAAAACCUGAGAAAAUACGGGAUGCAAAGAAACGGAGACCAGAUCAUCCUGAGUAUGACCCUUCUACCUUGUUCGUGCCAUCUGAGUUUUAUAAGGAUCAGACUCCUGCUCACCGGCAAUGGUGGGAGAUGAAAUCCUCACACUUUGACUGUGUGCUGUUCUUUAAAGUGGGCAAGUUCUAUGAGCUGUACCACAUGGAUGCUGCUGUUGGCGUUAACGAACUCGGAUUCUCUUAUAUGAAGGGUGAAUUCGCACACUCUGGUUUCCCUGAGAGUGCAUACGGCAGAAUGGCGUCAACAUUAGUGUCGAAAGGAUACAAAGUCGCGCGAGUUGAACAGACUGAAACUCCUGACAUGAUGCAGGAAAGGUGCAGAAAGACGGGUAAGAACAGCAAAUGGGACAAAGUGGUUCGCCGCGAGAUCUGUCAGGUGACGAUGCGCGGUGCUCAGAUCUGCGGCCUGCAGGACAACGGGCCUGCUGAGCCUACCGCUGCAUACAUGAUGGCUAUUGCUGAAGAGGAAAGUAAUGGCAGCAGCACCUUUGGUAUAUGCUUUGUGGACACGUCAAUAGGUUUGUUCCAUUUGGGUCAGUUUCAAGAUGACAAGCAUUCUUCGAGGCUGCUCACUACUUUGGCGCAUUAUCCUCCAGCCCUGAUAAUCUACGACCGUAAAACAAGUCACCGAACCACAAAACUGCUCAGCACACAUUGCCACAGUGCCCGCAGGGAGGCACAGAACUUGUGGACACCAGACAAGACGUUGAAAAUAUUAGCCGAGAAGUAUUAUAGGACUAACGCGGAUGGCGAGUGGCCUGAGGGGAUUAGGCCGUUCCUGCAUGAAGGUGAUGCCUUAGGCCUAACUCCAGCGGCAAACUGUUUCCUAGCCAUCAAAGCUCUAGGCGGCGUAGUUAGCUGCCUCACCGACUGUCUGCUAGACAUACAAAUACUAGGCAUGAACCAGUUCACGUCAUACGCACCCCCCGACGUGCUAAACAAGACUUUAUCGCAAGAGGUUAAGGUUGAAAAUCGCUGGGAAGGCGGCAGUACCAUGGUGUUAGAUGCUAUUACUCUGAGGAAUCUAAGGAUUGUGCAGGAUGAAGGCUGUUUGUAUGAUCGAUUGAAUUUCUGUUCUACGCAUAUGGGGAAGAGAUUACUGUACCAAUGGGUUUGUGCACCAAGUUGCAAUCUAUCCGUGAUAAAGGAAAGACAAGAAGCUGUGAAGGCGUUGUUUGAUAACCAAGAACUGUGUCAGGAUGCUAAGAGUAUUCUUACUACUUUACCCGAUUUGGAAAGGCUGUUAGCUAAAGUACACGCUUUAGGCAGUCUAAAACGUUCAAAACAGCAUCCAGACGCUCGUGCCAUAUUCUAUGAAGAGAAAACUUACUCCAAACGGAAAGUUCUAGACUUUAUAUCCGUCCUUAACGGAUUCACGGCUGCUUUGAAACUGGUGGAGUUGUUCUCUGAUGCUGAUGCCAAGCUCUUGAAGAGAAUCAUGCAGUUCCACCCGGAUGGGAAGUAUCCGGAUUAUAGGGAGACUUUGAAGUUUUUUAAGGAGGCUUUUAACCAAGAAGAAGCGCAAAAAGAAGGUCGCAUACUUCCCGGGGAGGGAGUAGACCAGGAGUAUGACAAUACGCUACAACUUAUACAGGAGAUCGAAGCAGAGUUAAAGGAGUAUCUUAGUGGACAAGAAAAGUAUUUUAAAUGCCGGCUGUCGUAUUUCGGAACAGACAAGAAGAGGUAUCAGAUAGAAGUUCCCGAGAAGGCGGCGGCUAAGGCGGGUGCCGAUUACAACUUAGAAGGUGCCAGGAAAGGGUUCAAGAGAUUCUCUACUGCUGAGACGAAAGAUUUCCUAGCCCGCAUGAUAGCAGCCGAAGAACAGAAGACCAACGUGCUGAAAGACCUAAGCCGUCGAAUAUUCGAGAAGUUUUCUUCCCACUACAACCAAUGGGAGACGGCUGUACAAUGCUUGGCUAUGCUGGAUAUCUUGUUGGCUUUCACCGAGUUCGCGAGGCAGCAGAGCGGGGAUGUGUGUUUGCCUGAAGUCAUUUAUGAUGACGAACAGGAGCCAUACUUAAACAUAGUGGAAGGUCGUCACCCCUGUAUCCCCAACAUAGCAGACUUCAUCCCCAACGAUACGGAGCUGGGCCCGGAGUCAGGCCGGCUGCUGCUGCUGACGGGGCCCAACAUGGGCGGCAAGUCCACUCUCAUGCGCCAGGCGGGGCUCAUCACUGUGCUGGCUCAUCUAGGUAGCUACGUGCCAGCAGAACAAUGCAAGUUAAGCCUAGUAGACCGCAUAUUCACUCGUCUGGGAGCAUCAGAUGACAUCUUCUCGGGUCAGUCCACGUUCUUAGUGGAGAUGAACGAAACCGCCGCCAUAGUGACACACGCGACCGUACACUCGCUUGUAUUGUUGGAUGAAUUGGGUCGAGGCACAUCAACAUACGACGGCACGGCGAUAGCGUCGGGCGUGUGCGUGGAGCUGGCGUCGCGCGGCUGUCGCGUCAUCUUCUCCACGCACUACCACUCGCUCGUGCACCAUCUGUCCUCGCAUCCUGGCAUCAUGCUGGGCCAUAUGGCAUGCAUGGUAGAAACAGACGAGUCAACCCCGGACAGCGAGGACCAUAUUCCAGAGGAAACCAUCACAUUCCUUUACAAGUUGUCCCCGGGCGCCUGUCCCAAGUCCUACGGGUUUAACGCAGCCCGCCUCGCUGGAAUCCCCAAGGAAAUAACUCUAAGAGCCCAUCAAAUAUCCAAGAAUUUGGAAAAAGAGGCCACAUGUGUCCGUGCUUUUAGAGAUGUCGUUAAAAUGCAGAAUCCUACAGAUGUAAGGGCCAUGUUGGCUGCUCUCAGUAUUUAGUUCUAAGAGGUAUGUUAAUCUCCUUUUUUAUGAAACUAUUUUUUUAAGUUUGAUUACUUGGUUAGACUGUUGAAUGUCUCGAUAUUGUUGAAUUAAAAUAUAUGGUAUUUUUACAAGUCAAUAAGAAUGUAAACCUACCUCAAUCACCUUUAGUCAGAAAACGAAUUACUAUACAGUUUGAAUUUGUAACUGUUGAUCUUGACUUCAAUAAUUUCCUUUUGUGGUUUCUACAUAUAAUGAAAUUCUGAAUAUUGCAUAUUGCAGUGUAGUACAGCAAACUGCACGUAAGUGGUAACUGUCAUUCACCUUAACUCAAUAGUAAUAAGUUCGAUUUUCCUAUGAAACUAUUACUACUGACCUGAAGUUGACUGUACAAAGAUAAGUGAGAAAAUAGAAGUGUUAAUGUAUAAUUCGUUUAAGUAUACAUUUUUGCCAUUUUUUAACCAAAAAAAUUGUCCUAAUGAGAAUACUCAAAAUGUCAUUAUCUGUUUAGAAUCGAUGUUGCUUGUUGAUUAUACGUGAUUAUUUUUGUGAUCGAUCAUUAUUAUUAAGCGCCCGCCGUUAUUGCAUUUUUAUUAAACUAUCUUUUUAUGAAAAA
Helicoverpa zea (corn earworm) is the source of this 4087-nucleotide messenger RNA. RefSeq names its product probable DNA mismatch repair protein Msh6 (gene Msh6). NCBI's taxonomy places the organism in Eukaryota, Metazoa, Arthropoda, Insecta, Lepidoptera, Noctuidae. Gene Ontology annotation, biological process: mismatch repair. Gene Ontology annotation, molecular function: ATP-dependent DNA damage sensor activity; ATP binding; mismatched DNA binding. Bases 103 to 3489 code for a protein of 1128 amino acids. Gene Ontology annotation, cellular component: nucleus; MutSalpha complex. The record is from RefSeq and is a predicted model, not a curated record. The transcript has 19 exons.